Molecule: messenger RNA, 903 nt
Organism: Brassica rapa (field mustard)
Lineage: Eukaryota; Viridiplantae; Streptophyta; Magnoliopsida; Brassicales; Brassicaceae
Product: vegetative cell wall protein gp1
Source: RefSeq, a predicted model, not a curated record
AUGGUCAACAUUAAUGUAGCGCACAUUAAAUGUAAAGUCAAUUGCACCAAACCUCUUCCAAGGAGUGCAGAAAUUGAAAGAGAUAAUGGUGAAAUAGUUACUGUGGACAUUGACUACCCAUGGACCCCUCCUAUUUGUCCCUGCUGCAAUGAAGUGGGUCAUCUGGAGACUCACUGCCCCUCUGCUAAAUGGAAACCUUCUAAGAAUGUGCCUGCUAAGGAUAAACCUUCAAAGGCCGCUCCCUCGCCUGCUGUUCCGGUUCCAGCUGCUCCGUCUCCACCAACUGACUGCAGCCUGGUUACACCAGUUCUCCCUCCCGGCCCAUCUCAGACAGACUCAAUGGCUUGGGAACCCUCGGUUACUACUUCUGAGGCUCAGGCUCUCCCUACUGCCUCUCAGGAGGUUUCCCCCAAUGUAGUAGACCUUUCUACUGAUUCUGGUCCCUCAGUUCUCCCCGGCGGCCCCUCUCCUUCUUUACCUCCCAUUAUCCCUCACCACCCUUUCCUCCCUACGCCGGUCUCUGUCGAUGGAAUUUUAUUAACUCCGCCGUCGUCACCUCCCUCACCCCCGGCCGCUGUGUUUUCCCAGGCCUCUUCUGAAAAUUCUUAUUCACCUCCCAGCAAAAUAACCCAUCUUCUUGCCCUCCCCGCUGUCCAUCAUUCCCGCCCCAUCAACACAAAAUUUUUUAAAAAACCACCCUCCCCUUCUCAUUCCCUCCCACCCUCUAAAUCCAUCUUGUCUCUUAACCCGUUUGCCUGCCUUGCGCUCCAAUCCUCUACCCCAUCUACCGUCACUGAAUCAGCCCCUUCUCUUGAUCCUCCGCCCCUUUCACCUCCUUCCUUCACCUCCAUUACCCCCGCAGUGGGUUCUUUCCUAUCAGAAGGAGAGACCCACAACCUAUAA